GCCGCACGCCGCAUCAAGAGACAGAAAAGAUAUUUUUGUAUGCGAGUUUGAAGGUUGUGUGUCGCUCUCUCCGUGGUGUCUCCAAAUACAUAGAAGCCAGAAUUAGGGUUUCUCCAUCUUCCCUUUCCAAUAUUCCUUCCUUCCAAUUCAGGGUUUUAAUAAAUCUCUCAAGUUUCAAGAAUACAGAUACAGGGUUUGAUUAGGGUUUUUCUAUUUCUAUCGAGGGUUUUGAUUUGGGCAACUAAGGACACGAAGGAAGAAAAGGGCUUUCUUUUGGAGUGGUUUUUUUCCCCUUGUUUGUGAUUGACUAUGCGAGCUUCAUGGGCUGAUUUGGCUGCGAAUACUGCAGCUGAGAACGCAGGUGCUGGUACUUCAGCCAAUAAUGCUGGAACUGGUAACAGUUUACCUCCUUCAAGGUCUACUUAUGUGCCUCCGCAUCUGAGGAACCGGCCGCCUUUGGCUGAAUCACCUGCUCCUCCGUAUAGUGGCAGUACAACUUCUGGUUCUGGGGCUGGUACAGCUAAUGCUGGAUCACGUUGGGUUGCACCUCGUGCUGAGUACCGUUCUGGGGUUGGCGGCAGUGGUGGCCGAGGAAGUGCAUGGGGGAACAGAAGUGGGGGUUGGGAUCGCGGAAGGGACCGUGAGGUCAAUCCAUUCGGAGAUCAGGAUGAUACGGAGCAAGCAUUUAAUGAGCAAGAGAACUCGGGGAUAAAUUUUGAUGCCUAUGAGGACAUUCCGGUGGAGACAAGCGGGGAUAAUGUGCCACCACCUGUGAAUACAUUUGCUGAAAUUGACUUGGGUGAAGCGCUUAAUCUUAAUAUAAUGAGGUGCAAAUAUGUUAAGCCGACGCCUGUUCAACGGCAUGCCAUACCAAUUUCCCUCGCUGGAAGGGAUUUGAUGGCCUGUGCACAGACUGGUUCUGGAAAGACAGCUGCUUUCUGUUUCCCAAUUAUCAGUGGAAUUUUGAGGGGCCAACCUGUGCAAAGGCCACCUCGCGGGGUGCGUACAGUUUAUCCACUUGCCCUUGUUCUCUCACCAACUAGGGAGCUAUCAAUGCAAAUACAUGAAGAGGCUAGGAAGUUUGCAUAUCAAACAGGGGUUAAGGUGGUUGUUGCUUAUGGCGGAGCUCCAAUAAACCAUCAGCUACGAGAUCUUGAGAAGGGGGUGGACAUUCUCGUCGCCACUCCUGGAAGACUGGUAGAUUUGCUGGAGAGAGCUAGAGUUUCACUUCAGAUGAUCAGAUAUCUUGCACUAGAUGAGGCAGAUAGGAUGCUGGAUAUGGGUUUUGAGCCACAAAUAAGGAAGAUUGUUGAACAAAUGGAUAUGCCCCCUCCAGGUGUAAGACAGACUAUGCUAUUCAGUGCCACAUUUCCUAAAGAGAUACAGAGACUAGCCUCCGAUUUCCUGUCAAGAUACAUUUUUCUCGCUGUUGGAAGAGUUGGGUCAAGUACCGAUUUAAUUGUCCAGAGAGUCGAGUAUGUUCAGGAGUCUGACAAGAGAAGUCAUCUUAUGGACCUUCUUCAUGCACAGAGAGCAAAUGGUGUUCAAGGAAAGCAAGCUUUGACAUUAGUUUUUGUGGAGACAAAGAAGGGAGCCGAUGCACUGGAACAUUGGUUGUGCAUGAAUGGUUUUCCAGCUACUACUAUUCAUGGAGACAGGACCCAGCAGGAAAGAGAAAUGGCGUUAAGGUCAUUUAAGAGUGGGAACACACCCAUAUUGGUUGCCACUGAUGUCGCUGCACGUGGUCUUGAUAUUCCUCAUGUUGCCCAUGUGGUUAACUUUGACCUUCCAAAUGAUAUUGAUGACUAUGUACACCGGAUUGGAAGGACAGGACGUGCUGGAAAGAAAGGCCUCGCAACUGCGUUCUUUAAUGACAACAAUGCCUCCCUUGCAAGAUCUUUAGCAGAACUAAUGCAGGAAGCAAAUCAAGAAGUGCCCGCAUGGCUCUCACGGUAUGCUGCUCGAUCUUCAUUUGGAGGUAGGAACCGUCGUUCGGGAGGAGGGCGUUUUGGUGGCCGAGACUUUCGAAGAGAUGGUUCUUUCAAUAGGGGUGGUUCUGAUUACUACAAUGCUGUAAACAGCAGUGGUGGAUAUGGGGCAUCUGGUGGAUAUGGUGGAGCAUAUGGUCCCGGGGCAUCCAGUGCAUGGGAUUGAUUACCACCACCCAAUAGACUAUACAUAGAGAUUAGGUGCGGAUGUACACCCAUAGAAUGAUUUUUCUCCCCUCCCCCACUUUUUAAUUCUUUUAAAUUUCUUGUCUUCAAUUUACUCUUGCCCUUCUAGUAUCCUAGCCAUCAUUGUUUUGAACAGUUAUGCUAAUCAUCGAGGGAGACGGUGGUGUAGCGGUAAUUAUUACCACAUCAAUAGGGGGUUGUAAAAUGUUGAUUGGUGUUAGUAAUGGCGGUGGCUAACAUAUUAGGAGUUUCUUUUUACAUCUUUAUCAUUAUGGGCAGUAAGUUUGGUGGGGGAUUGUUUGUAGAGCAUGCAGUGGGGAGCUUUACAUGCAGUCGAAUCUGUUUUCCUACACAAUAUAUGUUUGCCAUUUUAACAUUCCCUACUCAGUUGAGGCGAAGUUUUGUUGUAUCGGUGGUGGCUGAAAUGAGUGGAAGAUGAUUUCAGGGUUGACAUUGAUCUUACUAUUGCUGAUUAGUACUCGUUGACGUUCAAGGUUUGGAUUUAAUAUAUUUAGCUUAUGCUUGGUUGGAUUGA
This is a messenger RNA of Arachis duranensis, 2709 nucleotides long. Its product is annotated as DEAD-box ATP-dependent RNA helicase 37. Gene Ontology annotation, cellular component: nucleus. Bases 310 to 2154 code for a protein of 614 amino acids. Gene Ontology annotation, molecular function: RNA helicase activity; RNA binding; ATP binding. NCBI's taxonomy places the organism in Eukaryota, Viridiplantae, Streptophyta, Magnoliopsida, Fabales, Fabaceae. The record is from RefSeq and is a predicted model, not a curated record. The transcript has 7 exons.